GCAGAGACAGAGGAGGGGGUAAGAGGCCGUGAGAAGAGGCAGCCGAUAAGAGUAGCUGUAAAACUACAGACGCAGAGGAAAGUUUCUCUAUGUCUCCAAGCUGCUGACUUUUCUCCCUCUCCUGUCCUCUCCUCUCCACCUCCUCUUCGAUGGUGGGCAGGAACAUUCCUACAUUGCACAAGCUCCAAAAGAAGGCUCGGCAGGGAGAUCUCGUCUUCGCCGCCGGCAGCAGCAGCCCCCCCAGACCCUGCCGGAGCCCAGCUCGGAGCAGCCCUGCUGUUAGCCAUGAAUGCCUCCUGCUGCCUGCUCCCCACUCAGCCCACGCUGCCCAACAGCUCGGAGCACCCCGAAGCCCCUUCGUUCAGCAACCAGAGCAGCAGCGCGUUCUGUGAGCAGGUCUUCAUCAAGCCCGAGGUCUUCCUGGCUCUGGGCCUCGUCAGCCUGCUGGAGAACGUCCUGGUCAUCAUGGCCGUGGUCAGGAAUGGCAACCUACACUCGCCCAUGUACUUCUUCCUGUGCAGCCUGGCGGUGGCCGACAUGCUGGUGAGCGUGUCCAACGCCCUGGAGACCAUCAUGAUCGCCGUGGUGCACAGCGAUUACCUGAGGCUGGAGGACCAGUUCAUCCAGCACAUGGACAACGUCUUCGACUCCAUGAUCUGCAUCUCCCUGGUGGCCUCCAUCUGCAACCUGCUGGCCAUCGCCGUGGACAGGUACGUCACCAUCUUCUACGCGCUGCGCUACCACAGCAUCAUGACGGCGCGGAAGGCGCUCACGCUCAUCGCCGCCAUCUGGCUCUGCUGCGGCGUCUGCGGCGUGGUAUUCAUCGUCUACUCCGAGAGCAAGAUGGUCAUCGUGUGCCUCAUCACCAUGUUCUUCGCCAUGCUGCUGCUCAUGGGUACACUCUACGUGCACAUGUUCCUGUUCGCCCGGCUGCACGUGCAGCGCAUCGCAGCUCUGCCUCCUGCCGACGGGGCAGCCCCGCAGCAGCACUCGUGCAUGAAGGGGGCCGUCACCAUCACCAUCCUGCUGGGGGUGUUCGUCUGCUGCUGGGCCCCCUUCUUCCUCCACCUGGUCCUCAUCAUCACCUGCCCCACCAACCCCUACUGCAUCUGCUAUGCCGCCCACUUCAACACCUAUCUGGUGCUCAUCAUGUGUAACUCCGUCAUCGACCCGCUCAUCUACGCCUUCCGGAGCCUGGAGCUGCGGAACACCUUCCGGGAGAUUCUCUGCAGCUGCAACGGCGGGAGCCUGGGCUAGGACGGCAGGGCCGCCAAGCGCAGCGGGCCUUCCAAGCAGCCAAGAUGGUUAGAAAAAGAAGAGGAGGAAAAGGUACUUAGAAGAUACAAAGAUGUGCUAACAGACUCUUUGAAAGGAUCCCAAAGUGGGUAAGUCACAAACUCCCAUUUCCCAAAUAGUCACCGGGAGGAAUCAGUGGGGGCUCCCCUGGGUGCUGCGUUCACCCCUUUCCACACAUCAGGGUCUGUAACGCUGCCUGCUGGGUCCCUGGCCAAAGCAGACUCAUGAACAGCAAGGGUGAUUCAUGUCCUCGUAACCAGCCCUGUGACAGCAGCAACCUCCAGCUGUCAGCGACAGGGAGCUUUGCCCUUAGUCCAUGAGCCCGAGUUUCCACUCGAUUACCCUAUUGACAGGGAAGCAGUCACCUAAAAACGAUGACCUCUUCGUGAAAGAAGCAACGCCGUGCUGUGUUCCCCUCCUCUUCUCAUCCCCCGUUUCUAGUUUUGCUGUUGUGGUGAUGUCUGCUGUGGCUGAGCUUUUUUUAUACAUUGUAUCUAAAGCAGCCUUCAAAAUUCUAGCAAAGGAGGGAUAAGAUACUUAGAACAAUCAGAAUAUACUUGUGUACUUAAUUAAUGCCUUGCUAUUUUAAAGUAUAAAUUACUCCUUUUAAAAAAUCCUUUUUUCUGUUAUUCCUUCUCUUCUUUUAAAACAAGGGAGAGAACUGUAGGUGGGAGGGGAUGCCACAUAUGUGAUAAAUUGCUUUCCUACAGUUUCCCAUAGUUUGAGGAACUGUGGGACUGCCACACGGCUCUCUUGGGAGACCUUCUGCUUCUCUGUCACAUGAAAUUGUCUGUGAAGAGCAUGUUUGGGGUUCCUGGCUCCUUUUGCUCGACCUGGUGUUGAAGGCAGGUGACUCUGUUAUCAGCAUCUGUUACCUUGCUAAGUGCGGCAAUUCAUUCCUAGAAGUGCAAGGCCAGAGCCAUUGACCAGCGCUGGCAUGGCAGGUCCUCUCCUGCCCCAGAGAACUUCAGCCUGUUUGCUAUCUGUCCUCUCUCACCUCACCCCUCUUAGGAAUUCAUGUAUUAAAGCUGAGUCUUGGAGUGCAAUUGUGUUGUUUUUUCCUGUGCUAGAAUAUAUCCAGGGUUGUUUUGUGUUUUGGAGAUUUUCUGCUAAUAUAAGCAAAAUCAUUUGUUUCUUGCUUUGACUGUGAU
Messenger RNA from Otolemur garnettii (small-eared galago), 2447 nucleotides. It is a transcript of the gene MC3R, whose product is annotated as melanocortin 3 receptor. The transcript has a single exon. The record is from RefSeq and is a predicted model, not a curated record. Gene Ontology annotation, molecular function: melanocyte-stimulating hormone receptor activity; peptide hormone binding. Bases 286 to 1257 code for a protein of 323 amino acids. Gene Ontology annotation, cellular component: membrane. Gene Ontology annotation, biological process: G protein-coupled receptor signaling pathway. NCBI's taxonomy places the organism in Eukaryota, Metazoa, Chordata, Mammalia, Primates, Galagidae.